Carya illinoinensis is the source of this 1027-nucleotide messenger RNA. Its product is annotated as bidirectional sugar transporter SWEET6b-like. Gene Ontology annotation, biological process: carbohydrate transport. Gene Ontology annotation, cellular component: membrane. The coding region runs from base 155 to 874 and encodes 239 amino acids. NCBI's taxonomy places the organism in Eukaryota, Viridiplantae, Streptophyta, Magnoliopsida, Fagales, Juglandaceae. Gene Ontology annotation, molecular function: sugar transmembrane transporter activity. The transcript has 6 exons. The record is from RefSeq and is a predicted model, not a curated record.
AGACACGUACGGGGGCCAGCUCAAGCUAUACUAAUUUGCAUGCUCAUUUAAGUGUGGCCCUUCUCCUCGAUCCUUCUCCCAAAUCACUCAUUCUCAUUCUCUACAUGAACUCAUCUCUAUUCUCGAUCUUAGCGGACGCUGUAAGCAAUUAAACAUGGUGAGCGCUGAAACUGCUAGAAGUGUCGUCGGCAUCAUCGGGAAUGUGAUCUCCAUCGGGCUAUUCCUCUCGCCAGUGCCAACUUUUUGUAGAAUCAUUAAGAACAAGGCAGUGGAGGAUUACUCGCCGUUACCAUAUAUCGCAACAGUACUGAACUGCAUGUUGUGGAUAUUCUAUGGCUUGCCAAUUGUUCACGAACACAGCGUUCUUGUUGUGACUACCAACAGCGUUGGGUUAGUCUUGGAGCUCAUCUAUUUAGCCAUAUUCUAUACCUACGCCGCCGGACAGAAGAAUGGACGGAAGAAAGUAGCGAUAGGGCUGGCCAUUGAGGUUGUUUUCGUGGCCGUCGUCGUUGUCAUAACUAUGCUGACAUUACAUUCUCACGAGAGGAGAUCCAUGAUGGUUGGCAUCAUCGCUGAUUUCUUCAACAUUCUGAUGUACAUUUCUCCGCUUACAGUCAUGAAACAAGUCAUCACAACCAAGAGCGUGAAGUACAUGCCAUUUUAUCUGUCAUUGACCAAUCACCUUAAUGGCUGCAUCUGGACUUGUUAUGCCCUCAUCAAAUUUGACAUCUACGUGCUGGUCUGCAAUAUUAUUGGAGCAUUCGCUGGAGCUGCUCAACUCAUCCUAUAUGGAGUUUACUACAGGAAAACUCCAAAAGACGACGAUAUUAAUCAUCAUGCUCGUAAGAAUCGAAUAUCAGAGCUCCAGCUCUAGCUCAAAGACUUGAUGAUCUUAUAUAUUCAGCUACGUACUACUGACAAAGUGCGGUUACUGCGCGCGGGAGUAGUGCUAGCUAGCUCUUUAUCUAGAAAUUAGCAAAAGUGGAAAAGUCCUGUUAUUCCAAUAAAAUAAUACAAGGGUAUUGUA